GUGCGACGUCGUGCGCGAAGCCACGCCCACUGCGAACGAACUCUUCCUGUUGUGAAACCGGCGCACGUUAGCUAAGAGUUUGACUUUGACGUGAGAAGCUGCUAUUCGGGUGAUCGCUGAAUUGGAAGUGAUGUAAGUUGCAUUUUAGCAUUUGCACAUAGCCAGAGAAGAGAAGAGAAGAGAAGAGAAGAGAAGAGAAGAGAAGAGAAGAGAAGAGAAGAGAUGUCUGCCCAGGCAAAACGAGUGAUGGCUUUGUCCGAGUGGGAGGACAGGUGGCAGGAAGGAAAAACUGGUUUUCACCGACCUGAAGUUCACAACUUGCUGGAAAAAAACCUGGACAAAGUAUUAUGCGGACGAAAGGAGGUGCGGUUCUUCUUCCCGCUAUGCGGAAAAGCUGUGGACAUGAAAUGGCUGGCUGAUAUGGGUCACACGGUGGUUGGAGUUGAAAUUUCCGAAAAAGGAAUCAAACAGUUCUUCGCAGAGCAAAAUCUUGCUUUUAAUGAAGAACGGGUUCCCGCCAUUCCAGGAGCAAGGGUUUUCAAGAGCGCAGAUGGAAAGAUCUCCAUCUAUCAGUGUGAUUUAUACAAGUUCUCUAGCGCUGCUGCAGGAAAGUUCGGAGGAGUCUGGGAUAGAGGAGCACUGGUGGCUAUAAAUCCAUGUGACAGGCAAAAGUAUGCCGAUCUGCUUAUGUCUUUAAUGAACAAUGACUGCAGGUAUCUUGUGGACACGCUGGAUUAUAAUCCUGAGUUGUAUAAAGGUCCACCAUUUUUUGUAUCAGAAGAGGAGGUAAAAAAUGUAUUUGGAGGUGGAUGUGACAUUGAAUUGCUAGAGUCUGUGAAUGCCUUUGAAGAAAAGUACAAAUCAUGGGGACUGGAUUCGCUGACAGAGAAAGUGUACAUUCUCACUCCAAAAGCCCAGUGAUCGUUUUAGAUUUACAGGAGAAAGUACAAAUGACUUAAUAAUGCAAUAACAGUUGACAAAAAUGACAUAUACGAAUGCGAAACAUUGUAAUAAAUCCUAAAUAUUUUCAAAAAA
Messenger RNA from Puntigrus tetrazona (Sumatra barb), 1035 nucleotides. Its product is annotated as probable thiopurine S-methyltransferase. Bases 223 to 921 code for a protein of 232 amino acids. The record is from RefSeq and is a predicted model, not a curated record. Gene Ontology annotation, molecular function: thiopurine S-methyltransferase activity. The transcript is spliced from 9 exons. NCBI's taxonomy places the organism in Eukaryota, Metazoa, Chordata, Actinopteri, Cypriniformes, Cyprinidae.